GGAGAAAUCGAGAAAGGGGCGGGAACGGAUAAGAUAGCAAAACCAAACACCUUCCAUUCUUCCAUUUGCCCCCCUUCGCUGCCCUCUCUCAUGGCCACCGCCGCCUUCCUUCCCCCCACCACAUCCCCAAUCCUUCGCCCUCGCCUCCCCACCGCUCGCCACCGUGCCUCACCCAUCUGCGCCGCCGCCUCCGACGCGCCGCCGCCAGAUGCCGGGUCGGACGAGGGGGAGGCCCCUUCUCGCAGCGGCCGGAAGGACCGGCGCCGCGUGGUGCGGAUCGCGUGGGAGAAGCUCGUCCGGUGGUCUCGCUCCUGGCGCAGCCGCAACCGCAGCGACGUCCUCGAGACCACGCGCAAGGUCGUGGUCCUUGGAGGGGGCUCGUUCGGAACGGCGAUGGCGGCGCAGGUGGCAGCCAAGAAGCCCGGCCUUGAGGUGGCCAUGCUGCUCCGGGAUGACCUCGUCUGCCGCUCCAUCAACGACCGCCAUGUCAACUCGUGGCAAAUACUUGUCAGAAUACAGCUUGCCAGAAAAUAUUGUUGCAACAACUAGUGCUAGUGAAGCUUUAGCAGGAGCUGAUUUCUGCUUCCAUGCUGUCCCUGUUCAGUUCAGUUCAUCCUUUCUUGGCAGUAUUUCAACAUAUGUUGAUCCAAAGUUGCCAUUCAUAUCACUUAGCAAAGGGCUGGAACUUAACACCCUUCGGACAAUGUCGCAAAUCAUUCCUCUCGCACUGGGAAAUCCUCGCCAACCAUUUAUUGUUCUGUCAGGACCUUCUUUUGCAGUGGAACUGAUGGAGAAAUUACCAACAGCUAUGGUGGUGGCAUCCAAAGACAAAAAGUUGGCAAGUGCUGUUCAGCAGCUCUUAGCGUCAUCAAAUUUGAGGAUAAGCACAUCAAGUGACGUUACAGGGGUAGAAAUUGCAGGCGCACUUAAGAAUGUUCUUGCAAUAGCAGCAGGUAUUGUAGAAGGGAUGGAUCUUGGAAAUAAUUGUAUGGCUGCCCUUGUUGCUCAAGGCUGUUCUGAAAUUCGGUGGUUGGCGACAAAGAUGGGAGCAAAGCCAAUAACCCUUUCUGGUUUAUCUGGCUCGGGUGAUAUCAUGCUUACAUGUUUUGUCAAUCUUUCACGGAAUAGAAACGUGGGAUUGCGUCUUGGUUCAGGCGAGAAACUUGAUGAGAUCUUGAAUUCAAUGAAUCAGGUUGCUGAAGGUGUGUCAACUGCUGGCGCUGUCAUCGCAUUAGCUCAGAAGUAUAACGUCAAACUGCCAGUCUUGACAGCAGUAGCACGUAUAAUUGAUAAUGAAUUAACUCCAAAGAGGGCUGUUAUGGAGUUAAUGAAUCUUCCACAGGUGGAGGAAGUCUAACAGGAACCAAUCCAAAAGAAUGGAACCACUGGACCUAUUCUGCCAUACUUAAAAUAGCUGUAUGUUCCAUAUGUUUUUCUCACACCUCUGAUCAACUAUAUUUUCUCUCAUCAAUGCGUCGAAUCAUAAUGAUUGCUUUCAGAUAUAUCACCGAUUUUGCACUCCUAUGGAAAGUCUAUGCUUUCAUGCACAUUCGUGCGCACAAAUGCUGAGGAUAUACAUUAUAGGGACCCGAAAUUGAAUGGGAACAAUGCUCCAUGUUUGGUUACCCAAAACAAGAUCAAGGUUGUAGGUUUCAUCACUUUUAGAAAGAGGUGGUCAAGGAAUAGAUAUUAGUUCUUAUUUUCUUCUGUAUGAAAUGACUUGGUUCAUAUUCAUGACAUGACUUGAGUUUAUUUUUGGAUGAAAAGUCCAUUUUUUA
This is a messenger RNA of Hordeum vulgare subsp. vulgare (domesticated barley), 1778 nucleotides long. RefSeq names its product glycerol-3-phosphate dehydrogenase [NAD(+)], chloroplastic. The record is from RefSeq and is a predicted model, not a curated record. Gene Ontology annotation, cellular component: glycerol-3-phosphate dehydrogenase (FAD) complex; cytosol. Gene Ontology annotation, molecular function: NAD binding; glycerol-3-phosphate dehydrogenase [NAD(P)+] activity. Gene Ontology annotation, biological process: glycerol-3-phosphate catabolic process; carbohydrate metabolic process. Bases 209 to 1357 code for a protein of 382 amino acids. The transcript has 9 exons. NCBI's taxonomy places the organism in Eukaryota, Viridiplantae, Streptophyta, Magnoliopsida, Poales, Poaceae.